Molecule: messenger RNA, 2787 nt
Organism: Mycetomoellerius zeteki
Lineage: Eukaryota; Metazoa; Arthropoda; Insecta; Hymenoptera; Formicidae
Product: S1 RNA-binding domain-containing protein 1
Exons: 4
Coding region: 94-2787 (897 amino acids)
Biological process (GO): nucleobase-containing compound metabolic process; translation
Molecular function (GO): structural constituent of ribosome; mRNA binding
Source: RefSeq, a predicted model, not a curated record
UCGCACUCUGUUGUUGGUUCACGUCGAAAAUCGGUGCGGAGAGUUUACGUCGAAUUUAAUUGAAAUUAUUUAGAUAAGAAAACGCCGAAAAAAAUGAAAAGAAUUUUACGAAGUAAUCAUAAUGUACCAGUAAUUGAACUGUCAGAUUCCGAUGAUAAUGAUUAUAAAACAUUUAAAAAAUCCGAAGAUGAGGAUUAUGUAGAGCAAAAUAAAAGGAAAAAGGAAAUUAUAGGUAAGAGACAGCCAAUUAAGAAAAGAGUGAAGAGAAAUACGCAGAGCAAAGAUGUUAAAUCUAUUAAAAGAAAAAAUCAAGAAGAAAACUUGGAGACUUCUAGCAACAAGAGACCGAAGCUAGAAGAUUCGUACACUGAUUCUAUAGAUGCAGGAGUAUCUCAAGAAAUUAAAAAAAAUUCAGUCAGCACUUAUGUAAAGGAAGAUGUAAAGGAAGAUACUUAUGUAAAACUCAAUGAAAAAUUCAACUUCAGCUUUUCCCAAUGCACGGAAUGGACAAAUAUUGAUUACAUAAGCGAAGUUAACAAUGUAGAUAGACGUAUCGCACAGAAUGUAGUGAAACUUUUCAAGGAAGACAACACUAUACCUUUUAUCGCAAGAUAUAGAAAGAACAUGACUGGAUCUAUGGAUGCGGAUAAGUUGAGGGAACUUCUAGAGAGUUUUGAGCAGGCAAAGAUUAUUAAACUUCGUGCUGCAACCAUUAUUAAGAAUAUUGAUAGAUUGGGCAAAUGGUCGCCGGAGCUUCACUCCGCUAUCUCAUCUACAAAGUCCCUUGCCGAUCUCGAAGAUAUUUAUUCUCUAUACAAACCUUCGGCAUCGAGACGACUUCUGGCAGAUAAAGCACGAGGAUUGGGCCUAGGAAGUAUCAGCGAUGCAGUUUUACAGGGAAGGGAUGUACCACCGUUGACAUCUUUAAUAGAUGAACAGAAGGAAGGUUUGCGAAACGAACAGGAAGUCAAAAGCGGUAUCGUGCAUGUAAUAGCGGACGUCAUCAGUAAAGAUAAGAACAUUUUCGACAAAGUCACCUCCCUGCGGAAAACCUUGGUUAUAGACAUACAAACGACGCGAUGUAAACCAGCAAAAGAUUCGAAAAACGCAAACGAGCAGAAGUAUGAACAGUACUUCAAUUUUAAGUCGAGCGUGAAUGCCAUCAAGCCCCAUCAUAUACUGGCUAUUAAUCGGGCCGAAUCUCAAAAGAUCAUCAGCGUGAAGAUUGUCGUUCCCGACGCUUUCGAGCAUGCGUUCAAGAACUAUUGUUUAUCGCGAUAUACACAAGAGGGAAGAAAUAGCGUGAAAAUGAUCCAUUUGAAUUUACUCAAUGAUGGCAUUGAUCACGCUUAUAAAAAAUCGAUCAAGCCUCAGAUGGUACGUCGCAUAAAGAGCGAGAUGAAGGAAAACGCGGAAAAAGCGUCCAUAGAAGUUUUUGCGACUAAUGUUAAGCAACUGUUGCUCACUCCUCCAGUGCGAGGUAAAAUUGUUCUCGGCAUAGACCCGGGUUACCGUCACGGAUGUAAGCUUGCCGUUGUAUCGGAACAAGGCGAUCUCCUCGAGACCGCUGUGAUAUACCCUCACAACCAUUCGUCAGCGUUUAAAGACGCGGCUAACACGUUGGCGAAAUUGGUGAACAAGUACAGAUGCACGAUAAUAGCUCUGGGAAACGCUACAGCGUGCAGAGAGACCGAGCUGUUUCUGACUAAAGCAAUCGAAUCGAACAUGUUUGGCUCGCUGAACGCGAUGUACACCAUUGUUGACGAGUGCGGAGCCUCGAUUUAUAGUUGUAGCCCGCAGGCGAAAUCCGAGUUUCCGGAUCUGGAUCCGAAUCUAGUGUCGGCUAUUUCGAUAGCAAGACGCUUGCAGGACCCGUUGGCGGAAUUAGUUAAAAUAGAGCCGAAGCAUUUAGGAGUUGGGAUGUAUCAACAUGACCUACCUCAGACGAAAUUGACGAAGACGCUAUCCGAAGUUGUUAUAGAGGUUGUGAGUUUUGUCGGAGUGGAUAUCAAUACAGCUUCCCAUUAUCUUUUACAACAAGUAGCCGGCUUUACGGUUUCUAGAUCUAAAAGCAUCAUAGAGUGGCGAUCCAAAAAUGGACCGUUUAGAAAUAGAGAGCAAUUAUUGAAAGUAAAGAGUAUUGGUAGCAAAACGUUCGAACAAUGCGCAGGGUUCAUAAGAAUUCUGCCAGAGACAGCAACGACUAGCGAAACUUCGUCAGAACGGAGCAAGAAAUCGGAGAACGAUUUUAAUCCCUUAGAUCAGACUUGGAUCCAUCCGGAAUCGUACGCGAUAGCGAAUAAAUUCGUACAACACUGUCAAUGCAAAUUGGACGAUAUCGGCACUCCGGCAUUUAUUGAAAAGAUAAAUUUUUACGCGAGAACUGGAUAUGGAAAUCUAGCCGCGCAGUUCGGCACCGACGAGACUACAAUGGAGACAAUAGUUAAAGCUCUGACCAUGCAGAAAGACGAGGAUAUACGAUCGAAAUUGAAUCAGCCGCUGUUUCGCAACAGCGUGAGACGUAUUGAAGAUUUGAUCGUCGGUACCAUAUUAAGCGGCGUCGUGCGGAACGUUACGCAUUUUGGAGCAUUUGUAGACGUGGGUGUUGGUAAGGAGGGUCUUGUACACGUCAGCCGUAUGAAGAAGGAUCUGCAUAUAGGCCAACGUGUGGAAGUGAAGGGUUCUUCCACCGGAGCAUCAUAUUCGAUGGGUUUGGCGCUUGGAAUAUUCUCCGGAGAUCCCUUUCAUCGCUGGGAGAACGAGGAGAUCAGAUGCAUCAUAAAGUAG